Labeo rohita (rohu) is the source of this 1580-nucleotide messenger RNA. RefSeq names its product homeobox A1a (gene hoxa1a). Gene Ontology annotation, molecular function: DNA-binding transcription factor activity, RNA polymerase II-specific; RNA polymerase II cis-regulatory region sequence-specific DNA binding. Gene Ontology annotation, biological process: regulation of transcription by RNA polymerase II. The record is from RefSeq and is a predicted model, not a curated record. NCBI's taxonomy places the organism in Eukaryota, Metazoa, Chordata, Actinopteri, Cypriniformes, Cyprinidae. Gene Ontology annotation, cellular component: nucleus. The transcript has 2 exons. The coding region runs from base 1 to 993 and encodes 330 amino acids.
AUGAGCACAUUCCUAGACUUCUCGGCCAUAAGUGGUGGUGGAGAUGGAGGUGGCGGGGGCUCCUGCUCAGUCAGAGCGUUUCAUGGCGACCACGGACUUUCAACAUUCCAGUCAUCAUGUGCUGUUAGGGUAAACAGCUGCAGUGGGGACGAGCGGUACAUGUCCAGUAGAUCAUCACAAGACGCAGUUAACCCUCAGCCACAUCAAGCCGGCUCGUACCAGUCCCCCGGGACUCUGUCAAUUACCUACAGUGCCCAUCCAAGUUACGGGACUCAAAGUUUUUGCGCCGGAUACAGUCACUACGCCCUAAAUCAGGAUGUGGACUCGUCUGUGAGCUUUCCCCAGUGCGGCCCGUUAGUGUACUCUGGAAAUAUUUCCUCUACGGUUGUGCAGCACCGUCACCAUCGCCAUGGUUACAGUAGCGGUAACGUUCACCUCCAUGGUCAGUUCCAGUACGCCUCAGCCACAUAUGGUAAUAGUUCGGAUCAGGCAAACCUUACGUUUGUGGCGGGCUGCUCAAAUCCGCUAUCCCCUCUGCAUGUGGCUCAUCACGAUUCGUGUUGUUCACCUCUGUCCGAUGGCGUGUCAACAGGGCAUACAUUUGACUGGAUGAAAGUUAAACGGAACCCGCCAAAAACAGGGAAAGCUGGAGAGUAUGGAUUUGGUGGGCAGCCAAACACUGUACGCACCAAUUUUACUACAAAACAGCUGACAGAGCUUGAAAAGGAGUUUCAUUUCAAUAAGUACUUGACCCGCGCAAGGCGGGUGGAGAUCGCUGCUGCGCUCCAACUGAACGAGACUCAGGUGAAGAUUUGGUUCCAAAAUCGGCGCAUGAAGCAAAAGAAGCGAGAAAAGGAAGGUCUUUUGCCCAAAUCUCAGUCCGAAACGAAGGAUGGUCACGAAAAACAGGAGGACGCAUCCGAAAAGUCGCUCUCCGCACCACCUAGUCCCUCUCCAACUUCCCCAACUGUUGAUGCCUACUCCUCAAAUUAAAAGGCUCUCACGUUUGUUCUGACAACCUGUUAAUGAUAUUGCAGUACUGUUAGUGACUCUCAUGUCAAGGUUAUUGUCAAAAUCUUCAUGUGACAUCAGUACAAGUGUCAUACAGAGACCAGUGCCCAACUUAGAGAUUUUGACCACUCAGUAUUUACCUGUGCUACUUUGUGUUAUUGUGAAAUGACUGUUAAUUGUCUUGGGCACCUUGUCAAGCACCUAGAAAUAUGUUGGUUGUGCAUUUUCGUGCACAGUAAUAGCAAAUGCUGCACUUUUACACGUCUAUGGUCAGACUUGCACCACUUGUCAAAAUGCCUACCUCAAGAACCAAGAAAAAUAGUGCAAUAUAUUUAAAGGUUGUAUUAUUAAGAGAGACGAAUCAACUGUACUUUUCGCCAAAGGAUGGUUUAAACAUGGUGACAACUUUUUCUGGACAGUGCUUAGUGUUAACCCUGAUGUUGUGUAUGUGUUGUGAGUUUUGCAACAUGAUGCGCAACUCUUUAAAGUUGUCAUCUGUUCGUACUGAGUUUUAUCAGUCAAAGAUGAAGACUCCAGUCUCCUUUAGAAACAUGCUUUAGAAAACGAUC